Messenger RNA from Hypanus sabinus (Atlantic stingray), 2378 nucleotides. RefSeq names its product caveolae-associated protein 2-like. Bases 352 to 1620 code for a protein of 422 amino acids. Lineage: Eukaryota; Metazoa; Chordata; Chondrichthyes; Myliobatiformes; Dasyatidae. Gene Ontology annotation, molecular function: protein kinase C binding. The record is from RefSeq and is a predicted model, not a curated record. The transcript is spliced from 2 exons. Gene Ontology annotation, cellular component: caveola; cytoplasm.
UCGCCUGUGAUUUGCUUUUGCAAAAUUCCGAACGUUUUGCAAAACUGUUAUAACAUUUAUGGAAAAAAAUAAUCUCUCGGAGAGAAGCCCGGCCCUACUGGUACACGCCCACCCCGGGCAGGAGCAAGGAGUUUAACUGGGUCGCUGGCAAGGCGGCUGUGAAAGUUCCUAUAAACAGCCUCCGGGGAAAGGAGAGAGGCGUGCUGAACAGAUCAAAACGAACCGAAAGAGAGAGAGAGAGUGGUGCAAAACAGUAGUUUGCAUUUUACACUCGCGGACAGUUUGAAACUCUCUUCGUCCAGAAGUUGCAAGGGCUUAGAGAGGGCGAAAAGUUUGUGAAGUUCGCCCGAGAUGGGAGAAGACGGAGUACAAGCGGAAAAAAGCAGCACCGAGGCCGUGCAGGGAGGCCCGGAGCCCAGCCCGCCGUCCAGCCCGGGUUCCAGCGUAUCUCCGACCCCGGUUCCCGGCUCGCUGUCGGUUGAAGCACUGCGGGAAGGCUCGCAGGUUAACGCUAUCACCGUUCUGGCACUGCUGGAUAAACUUGUCAACAUGCUGGACACGGUGCAGGACAACCAGAGGAAGAUGGAGCAGAGGCAGAUCGGAGUGGAGAGUUCGGUGCGGGGCAUCCAGAGCGACCUGACCAAGCUGUCCAAGAGCCAUAGCACCACCAGCAACACGGUGAACAAGCUGUUGGACAAGUCGCGCAAAGUCAGCGCCAAUGUCAAGGAGAUGCGGGAGCGCCUGGACAAGCAGACGGGGCAGGUGAAGAAGCUAGAGAACAACCAGGCGCAGCUCCUAAAGAAGAACAAUUUUCGAGUGCUGAUCUUCCAGGAUGAAACGGAGAUACCAGCCAGCGUUUUUGAAAAGCCCAAAGUAGAGGCGGUGGAGGAACAAUGUGCAGAUGAGAACAAAGAUGUGGAAAUUUCCCAUCCUUCCCUGGAGCUCUCUUCAGAUGAAGACAUUCACGACCUGGAGGACAAUGAUGAGGAGAAGUUAGAGAAGCUGGAGCAAUCCAGGGCUGCAAAAAUCAAGAGCUCAAGUCUAAAGAAGGUUGACAGCAUCAAGAAGGCAUUCUCCCGCGAGAAUAUCGAGAAAAGGAUGAACAAGUUUGGCACGAAGAUUGUGUCUCCAGAGAGGCGAGAGAAGAUUAAGAAGUCGCUCAGCUCAAGUCAACAGAAGUCUCAAUCAGGUAAGACCUCCAGCUUUAAAGUAAUGCCCAUGACUUUCAAGGUCAAAAAGCCUAAGAAUGGGGAGACACCACCACAAAGCCCCAGUGACGCAGUGGUCACGCUGGAACCAGAUGCAUCAGCUAUCGCUGAAGGUGAAGUGCAUCCCGAAUUGCACUUGGAAGUUUCUCCAGGCACGUUAGCAGCAGAGGAUGUUAAGGAGGUGGCGGAGAAGGUGGAAGAGGAAAUGAAAGAGGUGGAACUUGAGUUGGAAAGCAAUAAGAGCCAAGGAGUUGUGAUGAAGGCAGAAAACACAGAGGAGCCCGAGAUCCUGCUGGAGACCUUUGCUGAAGACCAACAAGAAGGGAGAGCAAGGCACGCGGCGACAAAUAUUGAGCUGCAUAUUGAGGAACCAGAUGAACCUGCUGUUUUGCAAAUACAGCAAACAGCUUAAAUGUUCCCUGCCCAUAUUGACAACUCCCUGGAGCAUUGCCCAGUGAACCUCCCUUCAUUUACAAAUAUCGUGCUUGUAAUAGUUGUUAUUAGCUAAUGUAACUCCACACGAGUUUACAGCUUGGCCAGAGGGACAGAAGGAUGUUGAAAACGGGAUGGAGGUAGAACAUUACAGUGAGAUAUAAAGAAAGUGUGGCAGGGUAUGUGUCUAACAGUUGUGUAAUUUGUGAGGAUACUCAAGUGCCUUUGGAAUCCUUAGAACAGUGGUUGUGUUGCUUGGGUUACAUACUCUCAGGUAUGAAUGAAAGCUGUAGAACUUUAAUUAUUUGAAAUGUAUCUGUUUCAUACAUCCGGUUGCUCUGUUUUGAAAUCAUUAUCUGUAAACUAUGUACAUGCCAAUUCUCUUACGAAAAAUAAGUUUAGAAAAUGAAUGAAGGAAACUUUUUGAGUAAAAGGAAAUGUGCUCCACUCCCUGAACAGAUUUAACAAUCCAGCUACACUGAUGCCAAAUGGUGUCGUUUCACAGCUUUGUAACCUGGAUGAUUUUCAGCUUCCCUCACCCUUUAUUGCUGAUUGACGCAAGGGUUUAUGAAAUUAAUCUACCACAAUAACUAUCCUUUCUAAUUGUCUUCACAUGCAAUAUAUUGCUUGGUGAACACGCCCUUUGUUCUUCUGUUUGUAUUAAGCAAAAUUAAAGCCAAAAAAAAAUGAUUAUUGUAGCCAAGCUUGAAAAGGUAAAUAAAAAGAAUUGAAAGUGGA